This is a messenger RNA of Microdochium trichocladiopsis, 1070 nucleotides long. RefSeq lists its product as uncharacterized. The record is from RefSeq and is a predicted model, not a curated record. The transcript has a single exon. Lineage: Eukaryota; Fungi; Ascomycota; Sordariomycetes; Xylariales; Microdochiaceae. The coding region runs from base 153 to 881 and encodes 242 amino acids.
UCGAUAGUUUGUUUCUGUAGAAGCAGCACUCUCUUCCACUGGUCUGUACAGGGGGUUUCUCCGGCAUUGUGGACGUGGCUUGCUUUCACCUGCAGGGCCUCUCAACGUCGAGACCCUGUGCUGGGUCCACCCAAUCCUUUGGCGGCCCGAGCAUGCGGUGGUACACCACGAAUUUGAGGAGAUGGAUCAUACAAGGAGUCCAAUCUUACCGUUGGAGGGCUGACUGCUUCGGGACCCCUGUUCCCCGCGUGCAAUGGUCUCGAUCAAUCCGAGCAUUGUGUUUCGUCAGCACAGGUGGCUGCAGCCUCCCACACCUGUAUAUCUCCAAUACUUGCAUCGGUGUCAAGCAGUGGCGUUCCUUAUGCUAUGCUGACUCGGGUGACAUCACCCAACAGGGCACUGAUAAUCAGCCCCCAACGAGGCCAUGUCGUCCUGAGCCUUGUCCUCGGGGCCGCGCCCGGGUCCGGGACACGCCAUGCCCCCAAAGACGCAUCUUGCGCAUACUGCCGCUAUGGGUGUGGGGAACGCCGGACGCCAAGAUGUUCGGAAGUCGACAAGGUGCCACGACUCGACACUAUACUCUCUUGCACUCCAAGCUUCAGCCUUAUGAGGCUGGGCAGAUAGCUGUGAAAGUCCCUACUCCACCUCUGUGCGACCCUGCUGUCGUCGCGUGUGGAGGCUCACCUAUGCCAGCCACACCGAGCCGUGAGCUCCCACAGAUGGCGUUGCCGGUGGGAUGCAGGGGUACUUGUUGCCGGCUUCGUCAUCCUGUUGCCUCUUCCGCGCAAGUCUUGUCUUUAUGUGCAGCGAGCGAUCUGUUGGAGAAUCGCGCAAAAACCGAGCUUAACAAAUGUGCAUUUUCUCCAUGCAUGCAUGCAUGACGCCGGAGAUGGCCGCCUCGGGAGUUUCCCAUGCCGGGCUAGGGAUGUGGUGUAGCCACGGACGCCACCGCAUUCAGCAUUGGAGGAAACAACGGGCCACUCUCCGGCCCUCUGGAACACGGCUACAUCCCUCCCGUUCGUCGAGCGGGUAACGUUCCACCCUUCCCUAGCCUCGAGGAACGACCUCGU